GCCGUGACGGCCUGAUGGAGAGCUGCUCGGCGACCCCCGGAAAACCGUUAGGGCCAAGAUGUCGCUGACGUUGGGGACGACGUCGGUCGAGUACCACCGCUUCGACGCUACUCGCGACGCCCUAUUGAUUCCUGCGUGCCAACUUCUUCCUUUGAAUCACUCGUGCUGAGAAUGCGCUCCAAGAGGAUCUUCCUGUCUGCAAACAGCGAAUACUCAUCGUCUUGUCCUUACUUAGUUGCCUAUUUUUCACUAAUCGAUUAAAUGGUUUGAAGAAGCCGAUUUGUAUUAAGACUUCAGUAGAAGAAUUAAGAAGAAAGUAGAGACCCAAUUUAUAUGGAAACUGAUGAUAAAAUGAUGAUAACGGGCGAUUUUUUCACAAUAGGAUAUCGAUUAUACGUACCACAAUAAUCCAAGGAUUAUAACAUUUUAUAAACAUUUAAUAUCCAUACUAGGAUAUAUUAAUUCGAUAACUUUGGAAUUAUCCGUUUUCGAAAUAACUAUUUUAAUCUUAAAAACUUACAAAAGCUUCGUAUUUUGAAUUAAGUUGCUGAUGACAUGGAAAAGAGAUGAUCGAACGAUACUCUCAAUUCUCUUAAUGCCAGAGGAACGCUCGGUAUAAUUCAACAAGGGUGCUAGCUGAUAGUCGUAAGUGAUGGACAUUGGUAAUGUGCUGCAUCUGCUUUGCCACGAGGCGGAGGAGUGUUCUCGGCUGUUCGAGCUUUUAUUAAACAGCCUCUUUGUUCUGUGGAAAAGAUACACAAAAGCGAGAAUGAUUGUCUCGUUGAAAAAAAGAAACGGAAAAGAACGAAAAAAAUUAAAUUCUCCGAAGAAGAUUACACUUCUCUAAAAGCACUUCUCCAUUUAGAAAAAUAAAUAUCGAGAAAGAAAUCCGAAAAAUCUUCGAUGAUGUAAUUGUUACCAAAACAAAGUCAAAGUCGAAGGAAGUAUCACGAGUUGCUAAACGAACGCGGAAAAGCGUGAACUCGGUAAAUCGAUGGUUGGAUUCGUGUCUUUUCCAUGGUAGACUAAUUUCACUUGGCCCAGAAACUCUGAGUAUAAACGUAUGGUGCGGAUGGGAGGGAAGAAAUCUUUGGAGAAUAGCGAAGAGGGGUACCGAAAGAAAAGUAUAACAUCCCUGUUUCGAAGACCUUGCAAUCUCUUCUCCCCAUUCACCGUUGCUAGUUCUUGCGCCACCCACAUUUCGUGCACUCCAGUGACGUCACACAGAAUACAUUGUGGAACCGGCACAGUUACCGUUAAAUGGGGUGAGCCAACACUCCUCUUCAACCCCAUGAAAAGUCUUAUCCGACCAAUGGGGGAACUUCGUACUACUGUGCGCCGACCAAUCGCGAACAGAUCGUCAUUGAGAAGGACACGUACACGGAGGGGACCGAGGUCUUAAGAAGAGCAGAAGACACUGGUACCGGGACACUGUCGCACGCGGUGCUUAGAGGGACGAUUCAUUGGAUUAACAGCUAUUGCCGAUUCCGUCGAGAGAAACUGUUUCAGUGUUAUCCAAGUUCAACAUUUAGAUAGAUUUUUAAAUAGAAAUACUUACUUGCAUCGUUCGAUUGAUUUUCUUAUUGGUGAGCGAAAAUAUUAUAUAUUACAGUAUAGAUAGAAAAUUUUGUUGAAAAAUUAGAAAGUUUGUUCAGUUUGAAUCGAGGAUCAGUAUGAGUGGUUCCGGAAAGGGCCUUCUCGGGGUGUGGCUAUACAGAAGAGGCGAACACUGGGCCAUUAAAGAAGGAAGUCCCAUACAUAAGUCGAGCGAUAUCCCCAUGGUCGAACGGAAAUUAAACAGCGAUAAUAAAAAUUCUGUCGUUUUUUCCUUGAAAAACCAAAUCGGUGGCUUGGCACGAGCUCUGCAAGUUUUUCAGGACCUGGGUGUGAAUGUUAUUCAUAUCGAGUCACGGAAAUCAUUGCGUCGUGGCUCCGAAUUUGAAAUUCUCGUCGAUGUUGAAUGUGAUUCGAAAAGAAUGGAACAGUUGACGAGGAUGUUGAGCCGAGAAGUCGCUGCCAUUAAUUUGGCACAGUACGAGCAAACAGGAAAUAUUCCUCAUGCUCCAUCACUUUCCGCCGCUCCGAGUUUUGAUUUCAGCGAAGUAGAUAUGCCCUGGUUUCCACGAAAAAUAUCGGAUCUAGAUCAAGCUCAAAAUGUGCUCAUGUACGGAUCCGAAUUAGACGCGGAUCAUCCAGGCUUUAAAGACCCGGUGUAUCGCAAACGUCGUGUGCAAUUCGCGGAUAUCGCAAACAAUUACAGAUAUGGUCAACCAAUUCCUCGCGUUCAAUACACGCCAGAGGAGAUCAGAACUUGGGGAACCGUUUUCCGCGAAUUGCAUCAGCUUUAUCAAAAACAUGCUUGUAAGGAAUAUCUGGAAAAUUGGCCAAAACUGGAGAAAUACUGUGGCUAUAGAGAGGAUAAUAUACCACAGUUGCAAGAUGUAAACGUUUUCUUGAAGCGAACAACUGGAUUUCAACUUCGACCCGUAGCAGGCUACCUUACACCAAGAGAUUUUUUGGCCGGUCUUGCUUUUCGAGUAUUUCAUUGUACACAAUACAUUCGACAUUCAUCCGAUCCUUUUUAUACGCCUGAACCGGACUGCUGUCACGAAUUGUUAGGGCACAUGCCGCUUCUGGCGAAUCCAAGUUUCGCACAAUUCUCGCAGGAACUUGGACUUGCUUCGCUUGGAGCUUCGGACGAGGACAUCAAUAAAUUGGCAACUCUCUAUUUCUUUACGGUGGAAUUUGGAUUAUGCAAGCAAGAUGGUAUACUUCGCGUUUACGGAGCUGGUUUAUUGUCUUCUGUCGCGGAACUGAAACAUGCUGUGUCCGUUCCCGAGAAGACGUUCCGAUUCGAUCCAGAAGUGACUUGCAAGCAAGAAUGCAUCAUUACCGCGUUUCAAAAUGCGUACUAUUACACGGAUAGCUUUGAAGAAGCAAAAGAAAAAAUGCGAACAUUUGCGAACCAAAUACAACGACCAUUUGGAUUACGCUAUAAUCCCUACACUCAAUCAGUGGAAGUUCUCACGGACGCUCAAAAAAUCACGGCGGUAGUCAGUGAACUUAGGGGUGACCUCUGUAUCGUCUCAAAUGCCCUAAAGAAGAUACACGAACAGGAUGAUACGGUGGACGUUGAGAGGAUAACCAGCCUUUUAACGCAAGGUAUCGAAUUACCUCAAGAUUCUUCGUCUUCUGACAGCGAUGUUGAUAGAAGUCCUAAUGUCGAGUCGCCUGAGAAACCAAUAAAAAAUCAGAAUAAAAACUAUUCUUCUGACAAUAUUGUUGUUAACUCAUGAACGUUAUUUCUGUAAACGUAGUCUGCGAAUAGAACUAUCAAAAUUAGAAAUGAUUGUACGUAUAUAAUUAUAGAGUUUAGCAAUAUGUAUAUGAAAUAUGCACAGUUGUCUAUGCUUGUAGAAAACGAUAUUUAAAUUAGAAGAUUACUAAAGUUGCACUGAGUAGAAUGAAAAUGAAUAAAAAAUUAUGUGAAGUAUAGUAA
Molecule: messenger RNA, 3499 nt
Organism: Bombus impatiens (common eastern bumble bee)
Lineage: Eukaryota; Metazoa; Arthropoda; Insecta; Hymenoptera; Apidae
Gene: Trhn
Product: tryptophan 5-hydroxylase 1
Exons: 16
Coding region: 1674-3296 (540 amino acids)
Biological process (GO): serotonin biosynthetic process; aromatic amino acid metabolic process
Cellular component (GO): neuron projection
Molecular function (GO): iron ion binding; tryptophan 5-monooxygenase activity
Source: RefSeq, a predicted model, not a curated record